AUGGGUGGCACGGCACCGGAAACGACUUGGAGACGAGAACACGUCACCGUUUUGCCAGAUGUCGGUUCAGUUGCUCAACUGCAACUGCUAACGAACUCGUCAAAGCUGAAUUCGAAACGUCUUCGAUGUCAGCUUCGAGUCGACACUUGCCCGGGUUGUCAAUUGCGAAUCGACUACAGCUCACCUUUCUCAUUUCUUGGUUUUAUGCAAAUAGGGAUGUAUUCCUCUUGUGUUUCAUCCGAGAAUUGUCUUGAUAUUCGAAUCAUUGAAGAUCGAGCCGAUUGGGUGCUCGAUUCGCCGUACAGUAUUCAUCAAAUUUUGGCCUCACAAAAUAACUCGUUUACCUCAACGGGUCCAUCGAUUCGAAUCAUUGCGACAAUUAUUUAUGAAAAUGCGACCGAUCUCGAAGAGUACAUCAAUGCUUUGUUUCCGUUGAAAAUCUCUGUUUUAAACGCGACCGAGGUAAUUCGUGGGUGUUGCUCGAUCGAAUCAACAAUUGGAUACAUUCAGAGUCCAAGAUAUCCAGCUGCUUAUCCCCGGUCUAUGGAAAAGAAAUGGAUUCUUGAAAAUAAGCGUUCUGAUGGUUUCAUUCGUUUGAUCUUCGACGACUUUCAAAUUGUCGAUUCCGAUGGAAAAGAGCUCAUUUCGACGCGCCGAAACUUUCGUCGACCGCCAGCUAUCGUUUCUGUUGGGCCAAGGUUGGAGAUCUCGUUGAGCGCUCGAGAUUUCACGCAAAUGAUUGGUUUCCGGGCCAGAUAUGAGUUCGUCGAGAAUCGCGAGUGGCCAGAUCAACCGUCGGAGAGCAACUGCGAUGACGUUUUCGACGGCUAUGGUGGAAUCGUUACUUGGGAAGGAAAAGAGCCAUUGACGGGCUCAUUUCUCGAUUGUGUUUGGAUUAUCGGAAGACUGGGAAGAAGACUCUUUGAUCGAGUUUAUCUCAAGGUGGAAGAGUUCGAUGUGCCCGGGAUGGGUGUUCAGCUAGAGAUUCGUGAAGGACCGACGUCGAUCGGGGAACGAGUAUUGCUGUUGAAUGGAGCGCAAGCUGGUGAACAACUCUCUCAUCGUCAACCCCGUCACGGCUUCACCUCAUCGCUAAGCCAACCGGCUUUCUACAUCCGUUUUCGGGGAUAUUUGAUUGAAGCAACUGGUCUAAACAUUGCCUACGCUCAAUUCUAUCGAUGGGCUACAGCGCUAUGCCCGGCGCCCGCCGAAUGGCAUUGUGACAAUAGCCGAUGCAUUAAGGCCUCUUUACGAUGCGAUGGGGUUGAUCAUUGCGGCGAUGGGUCGGAUGAGGGCUGCGAUUUGCAGGAGACAGCAAUUAUUGGCAGCUCCGAAGAUACGACACAUUUGGCGCUGUUCGUUGUCUCAGCCUGUGCAUUGUUGAUUUUGUUGCUUUUGGCGACUGGAUUCGCGUCAAGAAUCUUCAGAAAUCGUCUCACUCACCACUCAACACCAUCACAAAAUAUUUCAACAAUCAGUUCGGAAUCGGGUCCAUCCGAUCUCCUGUCCGCUAAUGCUACCGGUUUAGCUCCAAUGAUGACCGUAGUUGGACAGAGACGAUUUUACGUAGCUCCAUUGAACGAUUUGACAGUCAUCGAAGCACCGCCCACCUAUGAUGAUGCUUUAAAACAUCCACAAGUGAACAGCAGAAUAGCGAUUCCGAGUACUAUUGCCUAUACAAAUCAAGCUUUUACGGUGGAGAGCCCUUCCUAUCAACCAAAUCAAUCACCACCACAAGUACGAGCUGAAAUCGUGGAAACUUCGGGAAACUUCGGAGAGAAUCGUGAUGAGAUUGAGAGUGAGAAAUCAUCUUCAUCAAAAGAAAGCACACCACCGAUUGGAUCGCCGAGAAAUGAGAGAUCUUCAACACCGACUCUGACAAAUGAAGUGGAGAAAGAGGAGGAAGAGGGAGAGGGAGAGGGACAGGGAGAGGGAGAGGGGGAGGAAGAGGAAGAGAAAGAGGAAGAGGAAGAGGAAGAGCUUGGUUCCUGGGUU
Molecule: messenger RNA, 1995 nt
Organism: Mesorhabditis belari
Lineage: Eukaryota; Metazoa; Nematoda; Chromadorea; Rhabditida; Rhabditidae
Source: the annotation of a GenBank genome assembly